UACAUAUACAUAUACAUAUUUCUCCCCUAGGGUUAUGGUGGCUAUAUUGCAUCAAUGAUCUUAAAAUCAGAUGAAAAGCUUUUUAAAUGUGGAUCAGUGGUUGCACCUAUCACAGACUUGAAAUUGUAUGCCUCAGCUUUCUCUGAAAGAUACCUUGGGAUGCCAUCCAAGGAAGAAAGCACUUACCAGGCAGCCAGUGUGCUACAUAAUAUUCAUGGCUUGAAAGAAGAAAAUAUAUUAAUAAUUCAUGGAACCCCUGACACAAAAGUUCAUUUCCAACACUCAGCAGAAUUAAUCAAGCACCUAAUAAAAGCUGGAGUGAAUUAUACUAUGCAGGUCUACCCAGAGGAAGGUCAUAAUGUACCUGAGAAAAGCAAGUAUCAUCUCUACAGCACAAUCCUCAAAUUCUUCAGUGAUUGCUUGAAGGAAGAAAUAUCUGUGUUACCACAGGAGCCAGAAGAAGAUGAAUAAUGGACCAUAUUUAUACAGAACUGAAGGGAAUAUUGAGGCUCAAUGAAACCUGACAAAGAGACUGUAAUAUUGUAGUUGCUCCAGAAUGUCAAGGGCAGCUUAUGGAGAUGACACUGGAGCAGCACGCUCAGAGACAGUGAACUAGCAUUUGAAUACAGAAGUCCAAGUCUACUGUGUUGCCAGGGGUGCAGAACCCAUUUCUUUGUAUAAGAGAGGUCAAAGGGUUGGUUUCUUGGGAGAAAUUAGGUUUGCAUUAAAGUAGUAGUGCAGAUUUUCUUCUGUUAUCCCCUCUUUGCUCUGUAACUAGUUGCUCUCAUUUUAAUUUCACUGGCCACCACUAUCUUUGCAUUAUAAUGCACAAUUUAUCAUCUGUCCUACAGUCCCUGAUCUUUCAUGGCUGAGCUGCAAUCUAACACUUUACUGUACCUUUAUAAUAAGUGCAAUUCUUUCAUUGUCUAUUAUUAUGCUUAAGAAAAUAUUCAGUUAAUAAAAAAGAGUAUUUUAUGUAAUUUCUGUUUUUAAAAAGACAUUAUUAAAUGGGUCAAAGGACAUGUAGAAAUGUGGAUUUCAGCACCUUCCAAAGUUCAGCCAGUUAUCGGUAGAUACAAUAUCUUUAAAUGAACACACGAGUGUAUGUCUUACAGUAUAUAUACACACGUGUGCAUAUACAGUUAAUGAAACUAUCUUUAAAUGUUAUUCAUGCUGUAAAGGGUAAACUUUUGAUGAAUUAGAAGAGAUGCUCUUUUCCAAGCUAUAAUGGAUGCUUUGUUUAAUGAGCCAAAUAUGAUGAAACAUUUUUUUCCAAUUCAAAUUCUCGCUAUUGCUUUCCUAUAAAUGUUUGGGUUGUGUUUGGUAUUGUUUUUAGUGGUUAAUAGUUUUCUAGUUGCAUUUAAAUUUUUGAAUAUGAUACCUUGUCACAUGUAAAUUAGAUACUUAAAUAUUAAAUUAUAGUUUCUGAUAAAGAAAUUUGGUUAACAAUUCAAUGCCACUGAGUGCUCUUUUGCUCUUUAGGUGGAGAAGGCUUUUUUCAAAACUCUUGGUCCUUUUACUUCUAUCUCUCAGUGCAGAAUCAAUUCUCAUUUUCAUUGUAAAAGCAAAUAGCUGGAUUAUUUCAUUUGCCAGUUUCUAUUUAGUAUUCUAUGCCUGCCCAAUUCAUCUGUUACUGUUUAAUUUCAAUCCUUCUAGUGAGAAUUAGAAAUGAAAUAUUUUUUAUUUAUUGGCCAAAAAGUUCACAAACAGCAGUGUUUGCUAUUUCCUUUGAAUUGAAGGCACAAAAUGCAUCAAUUCCUGUGCUGUGUUGACUUGCAGUAGUAAGUAACUGAGAGCAUAAAAUAAACCUGACUGUAUGAAGUCAAUUUAAGUGAUGAGAACAUUAACUUUGGUAACUAAAAUCAGAGUAUCUUCUCAUUUCACUUAAGGGAUCUUCCAGAAGAUAUCUAAAAGUCUGUAAUAAGCUUAGAAGUUCAGAUAAAUCUAGGCAGGAUACUGCAUUUUGUGGUUUUAAAAAAGUCCUUAGGACAGACUGAGUUAUCCUAACUUAUGGCAUCAGGAGAAAACAUUAAAAUAUCAAGGAAUCAUCAGUCACCCUCCUGUCUUGUUAAAGGAUCAACCCCAAAUUCUGGGGAUUUGAGUACAUGUGAAUCAUGGAUUGGGAAUUCAAUUUUUUCCCUGGAUGCUUUGGAAUUGUGUCUUCCAUGCUCCACUGGGUUCAAUUUAAAAUAGGAAACACUUUCUCUUCUUAAAGACCCGUUUUAGGUCUUUUUCAAGAAUAGUGAACACAUUUUUUAACAAAAUAAGUUGUAAUUUUAAAAGGAAAGUUUUGCCUAUUUUAUUAAGAUGGAAAUUUCUUUUUAGGCUAAUUUGAAAUGCAACUGAAGCUUUUUAAUCAAUAUUUUAAAUUGGAACCACUAGAGUUUUUUAUGAUGCAAAUGAUUAUGUUGUCUGAAAGAUGUGGUUUUAUUGAAUGUCUAUUUGAGUAUCAUUUAAAAAGUAUUUGCCUUUUACUGUCA
Piliocolobus tephrosceles (Ugandan red Colobus) is the source of this 2480-nucleotide messenger RNA. RefSeq names its product inactive dipeptidyl peptidase 10-like. NCBI's taxonomy places the organism in Eukaryota, Metazoa, Chordata, Mammalia, Primates, Cercopithecidae. The record is from RefSeq and is a predicted model, not a curated record. The transcript is spliced from 5 exons. Gene Ontology annotation, biological process: regulation of potassium ion transmembrane transport; proteolysis. Gene Ontology annotation, molecular function: serine-type peptidase activity; potassium channel regulator activity. Gene Ontology annotation, cellular component: plasma membrane; voltage-gated potassium channel complex. The coding region runs from base 55 to 471 and encodes 138 amino acids.